This is a messenger RNA of Thrips palmi, 3737 nucleotides long. RefSeq lists its product as uncharacterized. Lineage: Eukaryota; Metazoa; Arthropoda; Insecta; Thysanoptera; Thripidae. The record is from RefSeq and is a predicted model, not a curated record. The transcript has 7 exons. The coding region runs from base 253 to 2514 and encodes 753 amino acids.
CUGUGGAACUUGUCGUAUUAGCAGGACACUGUACCUUUGCCAGAUUGUUUGAUCCACCUCUGUUCUGAUUCGUUUUCGUGGAGAUAUUGGAGUGUUUGUCUGUUUUGUUCAUUGCAACAACCAUGCUAGGCCAGUCCUAGUUAUUGUGUGAACUUUGUUUCCGGAUUCACUAUUAUUCAAAUUUGAUACAUUAUUUUACCUAGUUAUCAAGACACAUUAAAAAUCCUUCUUUAGUUUCAAAAUGGUAGAAAAAUGAAUGGUCUAGAUGAAGAACCAGGCUCUAGUUGUGAUUCAGGUAAUGCAUCCUGCUCAAGAAUGAGCAAUGGUCACAACGAUUGCAGUAACCAACUGAGCAAUGGCACAUCCAAUGCAUCCAGUUCAAGCACUGCCUAUGGAGGAGCAAGGCCGAAAACAAGAGAAUUUGAAGAAAAUAUCCCCAAUGGGGUGCUGCAUCAAUCCCCUCAAACACGUACCCAAAAUGACUCUAAAGUGAAGAAAGUGCAAAACGAAGCAUCAACGUCAGGAUCUUUUGGAAUUUCUAACAACCUUUCAAAUGACACUAUCAAAGUUAUACGACAAAUUAGAGACAUUGAGUGUCAAGCUGGGCCAUCUCAACCAUAUGUUGAGAAAUCUUGUGACAAUGGUGAAAAUGAUGUCAGCCGCCUUGCUGCAGUCUGUGCUGCAUCCAGUCGCAGAGCUAUGGCAGAACGGGCCCGAAAAGCUGAGCCCCAUAGUGCCAAGAGAUUGCAGAGUCCUGUUGAUUCUGAUAACUCAAGUGACACUGGCAAUGAUGAUGGUCUUUCUGGUGAUGAAUGUUGCAUUUAUACUUACAAGGGAGAUCAAAAUGCUGACAUCUCAAAUGGUUUGCUUGGAUUGUCUUUACCGCAAGUUAAUGAACAUCCUCCAGCACAUCCUGUUGACAAUGGUAACCGUAAUGGAGGAUCGUCUCCUGAAAUGGACUUUCUCGAAAUGGACUUUGACCCUGAUCCUUUGGGAGAGCAGGACUCCAUUGAAGAGGACCAUGUACAGGUUAAUCUUUUAAUUAGACCUGAGGUUGCUUCUCCCUCUCAGAGUGUUGAAGAAGCCUCUAAUGAGUUGAGUGCUCCUGCUUCAAGUUUGGACAACGCUUCUACUUCUGGAGGGGAGGAUGAAGAAGAUGACAUAGAAGAUGAGGAUGAGGAGGACGAAGAUGAAGAGGGUGCUGUUGCAAUGAUGGAGAGUAGUGACAGCAGCAAUGAGGAAAUGCCCGAUGCUGAGCCGGAACCUUUUCUAGGCAUAAAUGUUGGAGCUUUAACAUCUACGUCUACAUCUGCAGACGGCAUGAAAAAUUUAUUCCUUCCGAAAGUUCCUUCUCUUGUAUCAAAGGAAAUUCUUAGAGGUCAACAUAUUGCUGGAAGUCAACUUUGUCCUGUAGAUAUAGAUGACUCACACAAACGUUCUUUUGUUAGUGCAAUUAAAUCCUGGCACACCAAUAACGAACCAGUGAUAGAUAAGCAAAAAUUUAAUCUCUAUUCAGCUUUGUAUCAUAGUAUAAUGGCUAAUAAUCUUAUUCUUGAUGAGGAGGAGCUUGGAGGUGCCAGUGGAUCACAAGGGCAGGGUAGAGAAGACAACAAUGUGGAAGGUGCCGUGGGAACUUCAAGUGAAGGCUGCCCCCGCAAGAGAUUGCACCAACAAAGUGGAAACGAACUUCCAGAAUUGGAAAAGACUAUGAUCUGGACUGAAAGAGAAGCAUGCCAUAAACAAGUGUCUCAAAUAGCAGUUUCAGCCUGUGGUGCUGCUGCUGUCAGUAAUGUCCUGAGUGCUCUUAAUAUUCCUUUCACAUUAGAACGAGUACAUGAUGGUGUAGCAACUCGACUAAGGGCUGAAAAGGCUUGUCUACCUACCUACCUGUUUUCCCGAUCCGCUGCUGGAGUUGCACAUAAUGAUUUAAUUAGGGGCUUAGACCUUGCUUCAGACGGAGCCAUUUAUUCUAGAUUUUUCCAUAUGUACCCCGAGAGAUCGUUUUCCCUCUCAAGAUGGCUUGCUCAUUGGAUCAAGGAAGGGGCGGUGCCGAUUGCUACACUAAAUAUUCAAAAGUCAGUUCUACAGGGAGCCACAAUACCAGAUUCCUGGCACCAUCAGAUGGUGUUUGGUGUUAGUCACCGUGGUAUUUAUCUUACAAACCCAUUGGAAUGUGUCAGAGAAGAAGUUUUGCAUCCCCAACUUUGCAGUCCUUCUGAGCUUCUUGUAAGGCGUCAGGAUAUAGUGUCACGGUGGGCUCCCAACACAGACUUAUGUAGGCUAGCAACAAGCUCUGACAUCAGAUGGAAACAAAUGAAUGUUCUUGGGCAAGUUGUUAAUAUUCUUAGAGAAGCUAAUGCAAGAGCCCCGCAAUAUCUUUUUCGCCGAAAUCUCACGUCUCAUAUCUCAAUACCUGCAUCAUAUUGUUCAGGAAUUUUAUUGUCUGUUCCAAAAGAUAGUCGAGCAGCCAUGCAACUCAAAUCUGCUCCUGAACUACCUAUGAAAGUAUUUUGACUGUAACAUGUGGAUCAAAAUUCUUAGAAAGAGAACUGACCUAAACCUGUAUUAUUCUUUGCCGGUGUGUUUUUCAAUAUCUUUUGCAGACUGAUUUAGGAUGCCUUUUAGGAACAAUUUCACUCACCAAAUUGGCUAUAACCAUAACGCAUAAUACUGCUAGAUCAAUGGUAGCCACCAAUACAUCAAACAUACAGUAUAUUAACUUUUCCAAGUUGAGGAACUCAGUACCCUUUGCCAUAUAUUUAUUAUUGUUUUUAUUUUAUUGUUUUAUAUAUACUGUCAUUUAUAUGUACAUGCAUAUGUUUAUAUUUUGUUUGUGACUGUUGCUUCAAAUAGUUAGUGUUCCAGCCCCAAAGUGAAGAUGUGUACAUAAUAUUGUAGCUACCUUAAUGUAUAAAGUUCUUCAGCCUUGUGUAACUUGAAACAAAUUGUGAUACAACUGUCUUUAGAUAAAUUAUGGUCAUUAUUUUGUAAUUCAGAACCUGUUGUUGAUUUUUGUAUUAAAAAAAUGAAUAGAAAAAGUGCUUUAAUUGACUUCUUAAGUUUUGUUGAUAUCUUCAAUGGCAAUGUAGAUUUGUAUGUAUUCUUAUCUCUGGAAAUACAAGGAUGCAUUUAGUGUCUAAUAAUAUGUUUGAAGGUACUUAGUGAAUUGAAUGAGACGACUGCUUGUCAGUACGUAGUUGAUUGGUCUGUUCUACAAAGUUGAAUGCUGAAAAACUGUUGUCUAAAGAAAUUCAGACUCAUGAAAUUUCUUAGUGUCAUUCAAAGGGCAAAGCUUAGACUGAGGUACCUCUGUUGGUGCAUUAGCUGUCUUCUUGCCCUCUUGAGUCAUUUAAUGUCUUUACUAAUCAAAAAAUUAUAUUUGACCCCUUAUCAAUUGGUUGCUGACAGGUCCUCUUUACCUCCGAUCUAUAAAAGCAAGGCCCAGUACUUUUCCUUUUCUUAAAUCUUAUGAGAUCACUGAAAUUAGUUGUAAAAUUGUUUCAAAUGACGUUCAACAAAACUUAUUUUUAUAUCAAAAUUGUUUCCAAUACCAUAGAUCUUGAAUUCUCUAACUAACAACCCAUGCUUUCUCAUAAGGAGUGCACAGCACUUCUGGAUUGUUUACUUCCUCUAACUUUCUAUUUCCAUCACUGUUGAUAUGUGUUCUGUUCUUGUCAUUUUAACGGUUCUCUAUUGUGCCAUGUCAAAACAUGAGUUAAUACAAGCUUGACAGACAA